Molecule: messenger RNA, 1683 nt
Organism: Castor canadensis (American beaver)
Lineage: Eukaryota; Metazoa; Chordata; Mammalia; Rodentia; Castoridae
Gene: Tulp1
Product: TUB like protein 1
Biological process (GO): protein localization to cilium
Cellular component (GO): cilium
Molecular function (GO): actin filament binding
Source: RefSeq, a predicted model, not a curated record
AUGCCCCUGCAGGAAGAGACCCUCCGAGAGGUGUGGGCCUCAGACAGCGGCCAGGAGGAGGAAGGCCUGAGCCCCGAGGUCCCCCGGCGCGCAAAGCAGCGGCCCGCCCCCGGGCAGAAGUUGAGGAGGAAGAAGGCCGAGCCCCCCGAGUCCCCCGCGGGAUCCAAGCCCCGCAGGCCUGGAGCCGGGCGGAGGCGGCGGCCGCGGGAUGAGCCCGCCGCGGACCCGGCCAAGGCCCCCCCGCAGACCGUCUACGCCAGGUUCCUCAGGGACCCGGAGGCCAAGAAACGCGACCCCCGGGAAACCUUCCUGGUAGCCCGGGCCCCAGACGUCGCAGACGGUGAGAGGACGGGAGGGAAGCGCGGGGCAAGGGCAGAGGAGGAAGAGGAAGACAACGAUGAUGACCAGGAUGAGGAGGAAGUAGAGGAGGAGGAAAAGAAAGAAAAAACCCCUCUGCCUCCCAAGAAGUCCGCCCAGGAGAAGGAGAGGAAGGCCAAGGCCCAGGGCCCAAGGGGGGACGUGGGGAGCCCUGAUCCCCCACGGAAACCUCUCCGUACUAAGAAGAAAGAAGCGGGGGAUGGGACCAAGAUGAGAAAGGCAAAGAAGAAAGGGUCCGGGGAGGCUGACAAGGACCCUUCGGGAAGCCCCUUGGGAGUGAAGAAGAAGAGUCCAGCAGCCAUGUUUCUGGUUGGAGAAGACAGCCCAGUUGUGAAGACGCUGAAGAAGAAAGGUCCACCCAAAGGCUGGGAAGGAGAGAGGAAGGAGGACGAGAAGGAGGACGAGGAGGAAGACGAGGAUAAGGAGGAGGAGGGGCCAGCUGUGGUGACCAAGAACUGCAACCAGAAGGGCAAAGCGAAAGGAAAAGGCAAAAAGGUUGGGAAGGAGGAGAGGCCCGUGUCUCCGCCUGUGGAGGUAGAUGAACCCCGAGAGUUCGUGCUGCGUCCUGCACCCCAGGGCCGCACUGUGCGCUGCCGCCUGACCCGGGACAAGAAGGGCGUGGAUCGCGGCAUGUACCCCUCCUACUUCCUGCACCUGGACGUGGAGAAGAAAGUGUUCCUCUUGGCUGGCAGGAAACGGAAGCGAAGUAAGACAGCCAAUUACCUCAUCUCCAGCGACCCUACCAACCUGUCCCGAGCUGGGGAGAAUUUCAUGGGGAAGCUAAGGUCCAAUCUCCUGGGGAACCGCUUCACGGUCUUUGACAACGGGCAGAACCCACAGCGAGGCGGAGGCAGCACUGACAUGGCGAACCUUCGUCAAGAGCUGGCAGCUGUGAUCUACGAAACCAACGUGCUGGGCUUCCGAGGCCCUCGGCGCAUGACGGUCAUCCUUCCUGGCAUGACCUCAGACAACGAGAGGGUCCCCAUCAGGCCCAGAAAUGCCAGCGACGGGCUGCUGGUGCGCUGGCAGAACAAGACACUGGAGAGCCUCAUCGAACUGCACAACAAACCCCCUGUCUGGAAUGAAGACAGUGGCUCCUACACCCUUAACUUCCAAGGCCGGGUCACCCAGGCCUCAGUCAAAAACUUCCAGAUCGUCCACGCUGAUGACCCCGACUAUAUCGUGCUGCAGUUCGGCCGUGUGGCAGAGGACGCCUUCACCCUGGACUACCGGUAUCCGUUGUGCGCCCUGCAGGCCUUCGCCAUCGCCCUCUCCAGUUUCGACGGGAAGCUGGCCUGCGAGUGA